UCCUCCCAGUGCUCAGAAGUCCAUCCUGUCCUGGCGGCUGCCUCCACCUACUCCACCCCCUCACCACCUUGUGUGUUCAGUCUGCUCCACCUCCAACUUCUGAACUCCAGCUUAGCGACAGCAGCCAGCCCCUGGACCAUAGCCUGAGACCUCCAGAGGCGGAUCCACAAAUUUGUUCGUAUCCCAGCACGAGGGAGAUACCCACAAGCUGGCAGGAGGAGCUGUGCAUCAACUCUUGAGCUCUCCUCAUUUCUGUGGCUAUUGAUCUGGCUUGGAGAAGUCUGCUCUAGCUGUCUCUCUCCCUCUCUCUCUCUCUCUCUCUCUCUCUGCUCCCCUCUCAAGGAUCCUGUCUAUCAGGGCAAGGAUAAUUGACCGAGGCAACAGCAAGGACAAGCAAAAGAAAGCAUACACACGCAAAGGAAGGAAGGAACGUGAAAAGGAACACCAGCAUUGAAGAUUUAACACCGUGAGGUUUUUCUGCAAGGUGUAUGGUACUUUCCACAUUCCGAACAAUUGCACUGAAUUGUACAAGCUAAACUAUGACCACUCUGCUUUUAGUGUUUGUGUGCUUGCGAGUGAUCGCAGCGGCUAUUUCAGUCGAAGUUUCUGAUGACACUAAAGCCCUGAGCGUGAAGAUUGCCAUGCAGUCACCAGUGAAGGCUCUUCUUGCAAGCUCUGUGACUAUCCCCUGCUACUUCAUCGACUCCACACCAUUCUCACCAGACACUCCCUUGGCAACUUUGCUGGCCCCAAGAAUCAAAUGGACGAAAAUCAGCAAAGCAGGGAAAGAGACACUCAUUGCAGUUGCCACCUCUGGAAAAGUUAAGAUCAGCCAAGAGUACCAAGAUCGAGUCAAGCUUCCAAGUUACCAUGAAAUCCCAAAUGACGCCACCUUGGAAUUGGAUAAAUUACAAUCGAGUGAUUCUGGAAUGUACCGCUGUGAAGUGACACAUGGUAUUGAAGAUAGCCAGGACAUUAUAGAGUUGGUUGUUAAAGGUAUUGUCUUCCAUUAUCGUGCAAUCACCAGCAGAUACACCCUCAACUUCUACAAAGCCCAGCAGGCUUGUGUUGACAACACUGCCACCAUCGCAACACCAGAACAACUGCAGGCAGCUUACGAUGAUGGAUUUGAUCAGUGUGAUGCUGGAUGGUUGGCUGAUCAAACCGUAAGAUAUCCUAUUCACAAACCUCGAGUUGGUUGCUAUGGUAACUUGGAUGAAUAUCCAGGUGUCAGAUCAUAUGGUGUUAGAGAUACAAACGAAACCUAUGAUGUUUAUUGCUUUGCAACAGAACUACAAGGUAAUGUCUUCUACAUAACUACCACUGGCAGAUAUGCCUUUAAAGAAGCAAUGGAAGCUUGCCUUGACAAAGGUGCCCAGUUAGCCACCACAGGACAAUUGUACAUGGCAUGGAAAGAUGGCAUGGAUCAAUGCAAUACUGGCUGGCUUGCAGACGGCAGUGUCAGAUACCCAAUCACAAAGCGAAGACCCAACUGUGGUGGCAACUUACUAGGUGUAAGGACUGUGUACCGGUACGCCAACCAAACUGGGUACCCUGAUCCAAGCAGCCCCCAUGAUGCCUACUGCUUCACUGGAAAGGCUGAUAUCGAAACAAUAACAGAAACUCCACUCAUCUACCCAGCAACAGAGCCAGAAGAAUUAUUCACAGAUGAAGGAAGUGCUUUUACUGUUCAAACUAUUACUGAAAGGGUAGAGAAAUUCAUUACAAAACCGGUUGUAGACAGGCAGGCAAUAGGAGACGUUAUUACACUUAGUCCCUUUACACCAGAAACUCUUCCAUUCACUGAGGAAGUAACUGAGGUGACCAGAUUUGCUGAGAUUGUCACUCCAGGGACUGGCAGCAUUCCACCUUCGGAGGAACCCAUUCCAUCUGUUACCGAGGGAAUUACUGUUGCUGAAAUUACACACCUACCUGAAAACAUAACAAUUAGUGAAGAGUUAGCCACCCCCGAAAUCGUAUUGGCAGUAACCGAGAUGGUCACCUCACCAGAAAUCACUGCUUCUGAGGUAGCAACUGCUGAGGUGUCUAUGCCUGCUGAAGAACUGACAGCAACUGGGAGACUUGAAGAGGUCACAGUGACUCCACAGGAGAGUCUAGCCACUAUUGAGGAGGUUGUCGCUGUGGCAACAGCAGCUCCUGAGGUCUUUGCGACUGUGCCUGAGGAGCUAACAACUAUUCCAGAAGAGACUGGCACCCCAGUCACAGAAAGCAUCACCCAAACAUUAAUAACUGAGGAAAGGAGCGCAACCAUAGAACCAAUAUUCCCUAUCAGCUCAAUUUCUCCAACGGGGAUGGUUUUCCAUUACCGUGCAAUUUCAAGCAGGUACUCUCUGAACUUCACCCAGGCCCAAAUUGCCUGCUUGGAAAAUAAUGCUGUCAUCGCCACUCCUGAGCAGCUUCAAUCAGCCUAUGAACAGGGAUACAACCAGUGUGAUGCGGGCUGGCUCUCUGACCAGACUGUCAGGUACCCAAUGGUGAAUCCCAGAGAACGCUGUUUUGGUGACAAAGAUGGCUUCCCUGGUGUAAGAAGCUAUGGUGUCCGCAAGCCCGAGGAAACCUAUGACGUUUACUGUUACAUUGACUGUCUAAAUGGAGAGGUAUUCCAUGCAACUGUGGCAGACAGGUUUACCUAUGAUGAGGCAGUUGACUAUUGCCUAAGCCACAAUGCUAAGAUAGCCACUACUGGCCAACUGUUUGCAGCCUGGAAGCAGGGUAUGGACAAGUGUCGAGCAGGCUGGCUAUCAGAUGGCAGUGUUCGAUAUCCGAUCCAAAGUCCCAGACCAUCCUGUGGCAGUGGACGAGCUGGAGUGAGAACUGUGUACCUGAACAAGGAUCAGACUGGGUACCCUGAUCCUGAGUCACGCUAUGAUGUUUACUGUUUUAGAGAGGCCAUUGUUCCUGUAGUUACUGAAGAGCCAAAGAUUGAGAAACUGACCGUACCUGUGAUCCUAGUGGACAGGAUUUCAGAAACUCCUGAAGCUGAGAUCGAAAAGACAGUAAGGCCAGAGGAAGCUGAAGAAGGCAAGACUGAGAUCUUUGUUGUGGACACCACAGGACAGCCUACUGUGACGUUUGGUUGGACUGAGGAGACUAUAGUGACCCAAGUAGUGCCAAAGGUGGCAGUAUUGCCAUCUGAAUGGACUACAGUGUCCCCGGUGUCUGAGCUUACCACUGAAACCAUCCCAGACACAUAUCUCACAACUGAAGAAGCUGAGAAAUUGCUUGAGACAGUAACACCCACAGAAGAGCCUGGGCUUACUGAAGUAAUGCCCCUGCCAGAUAUUGACAUAAGUGGAGUCCCUUCUGGAGAGCCUUCUGGAGAACCUUUUGUCAGUGGAGAACCUUCUGGGGAGCCUCUUGUCAGUGGAGAACCUUCUGGAGAGCCUUUUGUUAGUGGAGAACCUUCAGGGGAGCCUCUUGUCAGUGGAGAACCUUCUGGAGAACCUUUUGUGAGUGGAGAACCUUCUGGGGAGCCUCUUGUCAGUGGAGAACCUUCUGGAGAACCUUUUGUCAGUGGGGAACCUUCCGGAGAACCUUUUGUUAGUGGAGAACCUUCCGGAGAACCUUUUGUCAGUGGGGAACCUUCUGGAGAACCUUUUGUCAGUGGAGAACCUUCUGGAGAACCUUAUGUUAGUGGAGAACCUUUUGUUAGUGGAGAACCUUCUGGAGAAGUGUUUGUCAGUGGAGAACCUUCCAGAGAAGCUUUUGUCAGUGGAGAACCUUCUGGGGAGCCUCUUGUCAGUGGAGAACCUUCUGGAGAACCUUUUGUCAGUGGAGAGCCUUCUGGGGAGCCACUUGUCAGUGGAGAACCUUCUGGAGAAGUGUUUGUCAGUGGAGAACCUUCUGGAGAACCUUUUGUUAGUGGAGAACCUUCUGGAGAACAUUUUGUUAGUGGAGAAUAUUCUGGAGAACCUUUUGUCAGUGGAGAACCUUCUGGAGAACCCUUUGUUAGGGGAGAAUCUUCUGGAAUACCAGACAUUAGUGAAUUACCAUCUGGAACAUCAGAGAUCAGUGGGGAACCAUUUGAUAUACAGGUAAUCCUGGUCACUCCAGAAGACAAAGAAUAUCCAACAAUUCCAUCUGUAUUUGUAGAAGCAGGUGAAGGACCCAUUGAAGAACAUAUUUCGGGGAUUCCAGUUUCAAGUGGGGAUUUGGAUAUCAAUGGAAAACUAUAUGACAUUAGUGGCCAACCUUCUGGAGUUCUUGAUGGUAGUGGGGAACCUUCUGGAGUUCCCCAAAUUGUUAUUGCAUCUUCCAGAAUUAUUGACACAAGUAAGGAACCUGCUGGCACUCCUGAAGGUAGUGGAGAGCCAUCGGGAGUCCCAGAAGUCACUGAAGGACCUUCAGGAGUUCACGAAGUUAGCGGAGAUCUUUCAGGAGUGCAUCAAAUUAGCAAAGAACCGUCUGUUGUUCCUCACAUUAGUGGCGAACUUCCUGUCAUGCUUUUACCUCUAAUUCCUAACAUUUCGGGAGACGGCUCGCUACCUGAUGUGGUAGUGAGCACUGGUCCGACAGAUCUUGAACUAACCUGGGUGAAAAGAAAGAUUCCAGGAGAAGCUGGAGGUGAAGGGGAUAAGGUUUCUUCAGUGUCCAUAGACAGUGCAACAUCCGGCAUCACAGAAAUGUCAGUUGGGUCUGAGACUGUAGGCGUGCUAAAGCUUACUCCUGCUACUCCAAUAGCACUUUCAACUGUUCCACCUCAAAUCUCGCCAGAAGUUGUGACAAUUGUGGCUGAGCCGGUGAUAGCAGAAGUUGUGCCUGUUCUAUGUCAAGACAACCUCUGUGGUAAGGGAACAUGUGUACUGAGAGAAGGCAGCUUUGUUUGUGAAUGCCCACCUGGAUUCGCAGGAGAACAUUGUGACAUUGACAUUGACGAGUGCCACUCGAGCCCUUGUCUGAAUGGAGCUACCUGUUUCGAUGGCAUCGACUCUUUCAAAUGCUUGUGCCUACCCAGCUAUGGAGGGGACCUCUGUGAAGUUGAUGUGGAAAAGUGCGAAGUUGGUUGGGUUAAGUUCCAGGGUCACUGCUACAAGCACUUUGUUGACCGACAGACAUGGGAAGCUGCAGAGCACCAGUGCAGGAAACACAAAGCUCACCUAGCCAGCAUUGUCACCCCAGAGGAACAAGAGUUUGUUAACAAUCACGCUCAGGAUUAUCAAUGGAUUGGACUCAAUGACAAGGCAAUAGAAGGUGAUUUCCAUUGGUCUGAUGAGAGUCCUCUGUUAUACGAGAAUUGGCGACCCAAUCAACCAGACAGUUUCUUCAGCACGGGCGAAGAUUGUGUUGUCAUGAUAUGGCAUGAAAACGGCCAGUGGAAUGAUGUCCCAUGUAAUUACCACCUGCCUUACACUUGCAAGAAGGGGACAGUUGCUUGUGGUCAGCCACCGAUAGUAGAACAUGCCAAAGCUUUUGGGAAAAAGAGAGAACGUUUUGAAAUUAACUCCUUGGUGCGUUAUCAGUGUAAACACGGCUACUUACAGCGUCAUUUUCCCAACAUCAAAUGUAAGCCAGAUGGGCAGUGGGAGCAGCCAAGAAUAAUGUGCAUAGACACUGCCACAUAUAACCGCAGGCCUCAGACAAGAGUUGACACAAGUAGGCCGCAUCCUGAAUCAAGUGCUUCAUACAGCUCUGACCCUUAAGUGAAAGUAAAUGGAUAUAAUUCUAUUCCAGAACAUUUAUAUUAAGAAUAAUUUUAUCAGCUAAAAGAAUUGUUUUCCCAGCCAAUAUAUAAAGCACCAAAGCAGCGCUAGAUCCAAUGUCCUUUUUUUACCUCGAUUUGAAGUCAAGCGUUAUCACUUAGGAUGAACUCUUCGGGCCAUCACUGCGCCUUUGGGAGAAGACCCGAAGAUUUUAUUUUCAGACAACUGUACGUCAUAAGAAAUAUUAGAUCAAUUUAGACAGUAUCAGAAAGUAUGCAGCAGCAUUAAAACAAUUUUGGAAUCUAUAUUACAAAGCAGAAUUAUUUACUAAUACAAUACAUGCACAGAUUCUUUUAAAACUGAGGGGAAAAUAAAAUAGUGUUUGCUUUCUGUGAACACAAAAGCAACAGAAUAAUAGUCCUGAUGCUAUAUAUUCAACUGAGACCGUGCAGUGCAUGGUUUAUUGGAUGUCUUUUAUUUGUUGAGGUGCAUAGUAGAAAUUGGAGUGCUAAACCAUUCAUAAAUGCAACAGCCACCUCCAAAAUGAGGGCUUCUGUUGCAUGACAAUCCUGAGUUGUAUAACUGUUGAACUCGAAAACGAGUAAAAAAAAUGGAUUUGAUAUUUUUUUCCAAAAAUAGAAGUGUGUGGGAGGGAAAAAUUACUUUGACAAAAUAUCUCCUUGCAAUUUGAAGAUAAAAUACGAACUGUUAUAUUUUAUCCUGAGUAAAAAAAACGUGAGGUCUUUAAGACUAUUUCAGAUAAUUGAAUGUGUUUGUGUGUGUGUGUGUGUGUGUGUGUGUGUGUGUGUGUGUGUGUGUGUGUGUGUGUGUUUGUGUGUGUGUGUGUGUGUGUGUGUGUAUGUGUGACUGUUUACGCGCACACGUGCAUGAGAGUAUGUGUUCAAUUUAAUGAAACUGUGAAUGGUUGAGAGAUAAACUGUGUACACAGGUAGCAGACAAGUUACAAGAAAGGAAGCUUUGCUUUUGUUAAAUUUUAGUUAAAUAUACAGUGAGGACUGGAAAAUGUAAACUUAUUUUAAAAUUUAUGGAAACCAGUGAUAGAUGUGACAUUCUUUUCCUAAGUCAUGCAAUGUAAUUUACUUAAGAAUUUUAAACUCGCAGAGAAUUUCUUUUGUUUUAAAGGGAAAUAUCCUCUAUUUGCAGCUGUGAAACUGUGGGUUUCCCUGUUUUGUUUUAAAAGUUUAAUCUUUCCUCUAAGGUAUAGAAGAUUUAUUGUUUUUGCUGUUUAGUGAGACAUUUCCCUCUUAUUUCUUUCAUCCAUUUUUGAAUCCCAACCCAGAUUAAUGCAAUAAAUGGCUCAAUGCCCUUGCCAACUUCAGAUGCCUGGAACAAAAUGUGUUUGGGAAGAAGCCCCAACCUAACUAAUUCAUGUCAUCAUGAGCCCAGUAAUGCCAGAACAUGAUGUAGUUUUCCAACCUAUAAGAGGUUAUAAGAGAGCUACUGUGAGAACCAGACUAAUGCAAUCAGUGACACAGCUCUGAGCUAAGGUGACCAUCCUGUGGCAGUGUAGGAGCCACAGGCUGUUUAUAUACCUGAUGGUUGAGUGCUUGAUACUGGCAUGGAAUACCUCAAAUCAAAAAGAUAGGAUUGCAAAUCACGACACUGGUGUUCAUUUUUCUAAUCAUCACUCAAGGAUACAAAAUAAGUGGACCUUAAUAUAAGUCUAUGGCCUACAGUAAAAGCAUAGCUUCCUUCACACAGUAAACUCAAUGCCAAUUUGAAACAGUUUAACCAUAUCUAACCUUUUGCUUACAAGAUUGAUGCUACAUCUGCAUUGUCAGUGCAAAGCACAGAGUUAAAGAGAGUGUUUCCCCAGCCCAAAGGGUCUCACUCCAGUGAAAUUGGACUUCUAUCCCAGAUUUAUGUUACAACUUCCUUACAUUGUUGUAGAUUGCAAGCCCUUUGUGCUGACAGCCAACUUGUAACGCAAUCUGACCAAGUCAUUGGUGAAAAAUAUAUCUUGCUUCAUAUUAUACUAAGACCUCAAGAUGACUUCUUCUUUGUAAGCCCCAUAGUGCUGUGAGCAGUUGCUGGAUCAACUUGGCACACAGCAGGAAUUCUCUCCUCCCUGGUAUAGAAAAGCUCAAAUUAAAAUUUGAUGCAAAAUAAAGGGCCGUGAAGAGACUGUAGACUAGUCACUGCCCAUUUCUGAUAAUGUUAAUGCCUUCAGGAGGGGAGAGCAAGAAAUAACAUGGAGAAGACUGAAAAAGAAAAUAAUACAUUAUUAUAAUCGCAGGGUGAUGGGCACUUAUUGCUCUGUAGUUUUGCUUUCCAGAAUAUUUUUAAGACUAACGCAUCUGCAUUGGCACUUCAGGUUUUAAAAUAAAAUUCUCCAAAUCCUUUUCCAUUCCUGAUAAUUGCCUACAGCUUUUAGUAGACUUUCUAUCACUAAUAUGAGUGAUUCUGAGACUCUGCUUCAGUCUCAGUUCAGCUCCAACUUGUGAAGUCUCAGACAUCACCUCAAACACUGGAGAAAAGAAAGCAAUAAAACCAUCACAGAGAUGUAGUCAAGUCUAUUCUGCUGGACAUUGAAACUGGCACCACAUUCCUCAGGCCUCACUGGGAAUACUAAUGUGCAGUACAUCUGACUCCUUGUUUAGGCUGUCACCACGUACAGUAAAGAUAUAGCCUGGAUUGCAUUCAAAACAGAGAGACAUUUCCUGUUGGCAAUUAUUUCAUCUUUAUAAGGUCCACUUAAAACAGCAUUCUACGUCAAUCAUCAUUCUAUGAUAUACAUUUGCAAGUUUUUGAGUAGGAAUCAUUGAAGUUACUAAACAUUAGCCCUUGCUCAACUAUUUCAAGGCCAAUAAUUUGGGUCAGGUCGAUGUUUUAAGUUUGAAUAAAAUCCUAAUCGAAUACUGUGCUACGGGUUCCAUCCAUCUAUUUAAUACUUUAAAUUUUGUGGUAAGGAGGGAGCUGCAUUUCAACAAUCAAUAAAAAUUGCUUUCAGAAUGAAUUAGACCUUUUCUUAGACAAGUGAUGUGAGAGAAAUGGGUAAGUGCAGAUUAUUAUAAAUUGUUUCUGUAAACUCUAAGCAAGUAAGGAUUGAGCGCUUUUAAGUCUUUGUAGUUGGAACAUUGUAUUUGCUGGUAAGAGGAACUGAUUGUACACCUUGUGUGAGAGGAUUUGUACUAAACUCUGUAUGUGUUUUGCCAUUUUGUAAUUAUUUUUUAAAAGAAACGUAAGUCCAGAAGUGUAGGUGUUAAUUCAUGCACAGCUAUGUAUUAAGAUGAGGAAACCAAUCUAUUUCUGCAUAAAUUAAUUGUAUACAAUAAACUGUAUCCCAUGUUACACCCAUUCUUAACCAA
Messenger RNA from Stegostoma tigrinum, 8989 nucleotides. Its product is annotated as aggrecan core protein-like. The record is from RefSeq and is a predicted model, not a curated record. Gene Ontology annotation, biological process: cell adhesion. The transcript is spliced from 19 exons. Gene Ontology annotation, molecular function: hyaluronic acid binding; calcium ion binding. Bases 540 to 5660 code for a protein of 1706 amino acids. Lineage: Eukaryota; Metazoa; Chordata; Chondrichthyes; Orectolobiformes; Stegostomatidae.